UGCAAGGGAUCGUACACUUGGGUUUCAUAGGCCUACUACGAAUCUGAAGCUUUCACAACCAAAGGAUCACUGGUUAUUGGCUAAGUCUGGAAUAUGGAAUGGGUAUUUUGGGGUUUGGCAGCUGUUUGUGCAGGUUUAAUUUUGUUUUUGGUGAAGAUUGUAACAAGGAUGUGGUGGAAGCCUUUGCAAGUGAAAAAGUUCUUUGAAGCCCAAGGAAUCAGUGGCCCUCCAUACAGGCUAUUCUAUGGGAAUACCACAGAUAUAUCCAGAAUGAUCGAUGAGCAGAAGUCCAAACCCAUGCCACUCUCACAUGACAUGCUCCCUCGAGUUUUUCCCCAUUUACAUCAGUGGAGCAGAAUUUAUGGUUACGAUUAUGUUUUCUGGUUUGGACCGAAUGCUAGGUUGGUCGUUCCCCAUCCUGAGCUUAUUAAGGACAUGUUCCACUAAAUUUGACAACUAUUCAAAGCUUCCGACAAAUCCCCUUUCAAGACAACUGGUUGGACAGGGACUUGUGGGGUUGACAGGUGAGAAAUGGGCUCGGCACAGAAAAAUCAUCAAUCCUGCUUUCCACAUGGAUCUUUUGAAGGGUAUGAUUCCAACAAUUAUUGAAAGCAGUGCCAAUAUGUUGGAGGAAUGGAGUAAAUUGGUGUUGUCAGGUGCAUCGGAAAUUGAAGUGCUGAAGGAGUUCCGUGAGCUCACAGCAGAUAUUAUCGCCCGCACAGCAUUUGGUAGCAGUUUUAUAGAGGGAAAGGAUAUAUUUGAUAUGCAGGCUAAACAGAUGGUUCUUACAUCUGAAUUAUUUCACACUGUUUAUAUUCCAGGUUUCAGGUUUCUGCCUACUGCAAAGAACAGGUAACGUUGGAAUUUGGAGAUAAAUAUAAGAAGAUGCUUAAAACAAGUUAUAGAUGCGAGGAAAAAGACUGCUGGAAUGGAGAAAACAGGUAGCUAUGGUGCCGAUCUGCUUGGUUUUAUGAUGUCUGAGAGCAAGCAGCAGAGGAGAGUCAAUGGAAAAAGUAAUGCAAGCCUGAGCACGGAGGAAAUAAUUGAUGAAUGUAAGACUUUCUACUUUGGUGGUCAUGAAACCACAUCAGUGCUGUUGGCAUGGAGUAUAAUAUUUGUAGAAUUUUGAAUCUGACCUAUCCUCU
Messenger RNA from Cryptomeria japonica (Japanese cedar), 1145 nucleotides. RefSeq names its product cytochrome P450 734A1-like. Bases 278 to 856 code for a protein of 192 amino acids. Gene Ontology annotation, molecular function: monooxygenase activity; oxidoreductase activity, acting on paired donors, with incorporation or reduction of molecular oxygen; heme binding. The transcript is spliced from 4 exons. The record is from RefSeq and is a predicted model, not a curated record. NCBI's taxonomy places the organism in Eukaryota, Viridiplantae, Streptophyta, Pinopsida, Cupressales, Cupressaceae.